This is a messenger RNA of Trichoderma aggressivum f. europaeum, 393 nucleotides long. RefSeq lists its product as uncharacterized. Gene Ontology annotation, molecular function: deaminase activity. NCBI's taxonomy places the organism in Eukaryota, Fungi, Ascomycota, Sordariomycetes, Hypocreales, Hypocreaceae. The record is from RefSeq and is a predicted model, not a curated record. Gene Ontology annotation, cellular component: cytosol; mitochondrion. The transcript has 4 exons. Bases 1 to 393 code for a protein of 130 amino acids.
AUGUCUCUGAAACAUAUUGCCACCAAAAAUGCGCCAGGGGCACCAAUCCCCGGACUGUUCUCUCAGGGUGUGAGAGCGGGUCCGUUCUUAUGGACUCAGGGUACUCCAGGAGCCCUUCCAGAUGGUACCAUGGUUAAAGGGACGAUUCAGGACCGCACAAGACAAGUAAUUAAGAACCUUGAAGCGGUACUGGCUGCUGAGGAGAUGUCAUUGGGGGAUGUGGUGAAGGCAACCAUUUACAUAAAGAACUUCGAUGAGAAUUUCCCUUUAGUCAACCAGAUAUGGGAAGAGAUGAUGCCUGAGCCACGCCCUACUAGAACGUCAUUAGGUGUUGCUCAAUUGCCCGCCGGCGGAACCGACGUCGAGAUCGAAUUUGUGGCAUAUAAAGCUUAA